Lactuca sativa (garden lettuce) is the source of this 2247-nucleotide messenger RNA. RefSeq names its product chromatin protein family (gene SKIP). The record is from RefSeq and is a predicted model, not a curated record. Gene Ontology annotation, biological process: mRNA splicing, via spliceosome. Gene Ontology annotation, cellular component: spliceosomal complex. NCBI's taxonomy places the organism in Eukaryota, Viridiplantae, Streptophyta, Magnoliopsida, Asterales, Asteraceae.
AGGACAAAAUUAUAUAAAAGAUAACCCUAAAUAUUGGCCGACGAUUUCAACACACCACUCGUCCUCAAUUGACCCCCAAAACGGAUUUCAUCGCCUACUGCUGCUAUCGAUCCCUACCAUAUUCUUCAGAUCACGCCGCCGCAUCCACCACCACCACCACCACCGUCAACCUCCGCAUCGACCACCACCACCAUUAACCUCCGCAUCGAGCAGGUUGGUUUCUUUCAUUCAUGGCGGCUUUGAAGGAGCUUUUGCCACCUGCAAAAUCAUCUUCUUCCACCUUCUAUGAUCAUUCAAGCGACCCAUGGUUUAAGCAAAGAUACAGCGCCCCAACAGAGGAUGAACAUACUGAAAUCAUCAAAAAGAACCCUGUCCCAUUAUACAACACACCUGAGCGUUUCAAAUACCGGCCCUCAAAACCACAAGACUUUGGUGAUGGUGGAGCUUUCCCCGAGAUACACUAUGCACAGUUCCCCCUUGAUCUUGGUAGGAAAAAAGAUUCAUCUUCUGGACCAAAAACCCUACCUGUAACAGUCGAUAAACAUGGUAACUUAACAUUUGAUGCGAUCGUGAAGCAAAAUGAAAACGCUUCAAAGAUUGUUCACUCACAGCACAAAGAUCUUGUACCCAAGAUUCUAAAGGAUGAAGAAGAUGAAGAAGAUGAAGAGGAAGUGGAGAAGCAGAAAAAGAUUGAAGAAACAACCCUUCAAACAAAAGCAGCUCUCGAAAAGAUUGUGAAUGUAAGACUAAGUGCAGCACAACCCAAAAACGUUACCACACAAUCUCAAGAUUCAAAGUUCAUCAAAUACAAACCCUCACAACAAUCAUCCGCGUUCAACUCAGGGGCAAAAGAGAGAAUCAUUAGAAUGGUGGAAAUGCCAGUUGACCCAUUGGACCCACCAAAGUUCAAACACAAAAGAGUCCCAAAAGCUAACGGGUCGCCACCUGUCCCUGUCAUGCAUUCCCCUCCUAGACCCGUAACAGUAAAAGACCAACAAGAUUGGAAAAUCCCUCCAUGUAUUUCAAACUGGAAGAAUCCAAAAGGGUACACAAUUCCACUUGAUAAACGUUUAGCAGCAGAUGGAAGAGGGCUUCAAGAGGUACAAAUCAAUGAUAAUUUUGCCAAACUUUCAGAAGCUUUAUAUGUAGCUGAACAAAAAGCAAGAGAAGCUGUUUCCAUGAGGUCAAAAGUCCAAAAGGAAAUGAUGAUGAAAGAAAAAGAAAGAAAAGAACAAGAACUCCGCGCAUUAGCUCAAAAAGCAAGAUCCGAAAGAACCGGGACCGCAACCGGACCACCUCCUGCCGCCCCACCGCCGCCUCCCUCCGGGAAGAGCAUGAUGGAUGUUGACGAGAGAGAACCAAGAGAACCAAGAGAAACAAGAGAGACAAGAGAGGAGAGAGAGGAGAGGAUUCAGAGAGAGAAGAUUCGGGAGGAGAGGAGGAGAGAGAGGGAGAGAGAGAGAAGACUGGAAGCGAAAGAUGCAGCAAUGGGGAAAAAGAGUAAGAUAACACGGGACAGAGACCGUGACAUCAGCGAGAAGGUGGCGCUGGGGAUGGCGUCAGGAGGGGCGGCGCGUGGUGGUGAAGUGAUGUACGAUCAGCGGUUGUUUAAUCAAGAGAAAGGGAUGGAUUCAGGGUUUGGGACAGAGGAUCAAUACAAUGUUUAUGACAAAGGAUUGUUUACAGCUCAGCCUACUCUCUCCACCUUAUACCGCCCUAAGAAGGAUGCUGAUGGUGAGAUGUAUGGUGGGGCGGAUGAGCAGAUUGAGAAGAUUAGGAAAACGGAUCGAUUUAAACCGGAUAAAGGGUUCACGGGUGCCAACGAGAAAGCGGGUCCCAGGGAUAGACCCGUUGAGUUUGAAAAAGAAGUCGCUGAAGAAGCGGAUCCAUUUGGUUUGGAUCAGUUUUUGACCCAAGUCAAAGGAGGGAAGAAGGCGAUGGAUAAAGUUGGAAGCAGUGGGACCAUGAAAGCAAGUGGUGGGGCUUCUAUGCGUGAAGGGUAUGAAGGUUCUGGAAGGAGUCGGAUUGGGUUUGAAAGGGGGCGAUAGAGAGAGUGAGAGUAAGGUAUGGAUUAAUGACAUGAUCAUAAACUCGCUUUAUAUUUUAAUUCUUGUGUUUUUGGUUAAUGGAUAUCUCUUUAUCAAGUGUUAUGACAUAUGAUGAUGGCACUGUGAUUUGUACUUUUUAUGUUAAACUUGUACUUGGCUUUUGUGAUUUCGGUAUUUGAAAAACUAUUAUGUUUGUUUA